AUGACCAUCCAAUCCCGAAUCAUGAUCUGUUCCCUCGUUCCAUACUUCCUGCUCGGAGUGAACGCAUACUCCAGAGCCCAUUAUACCGGUGGCUGCACAGGAGCCGAACAAUGUCAGUUCACUACCACAGCCUGCACCGAGUGCUCUCCGGACUUUCAAUACAUCAAUGCCUUAGGGGUCGAAACUUCAGCAUACAACGUAUACACGUUCGGACAUCUACCUCAAUUUUCGAAUUGUCCUCAGGCUCAAGCCCAAGCCACCAUUUAUACGGGAUGCAAGGCAUGCGACGACUGUGAAUACUCAAAUGCCAUUACCUAUAUAGACCACGACCGAGUUUUGGAGAUCCUCUCGUCGACCGCUCCGCUUCGCACUGAAGAUGACAAAAUGGCGUUCUAUACAGAUGACGGAUGGUAUCUUCUACUAGAAACUCCUGAAAAUACCCAACGUUUAUUGGAGAGUGGCGAACUGGAGAUCAGAUCGGUAGCGAAUGCACUCAGCCCAGUGCAAGGCCAUCGGUAG
This is a messenger RNA of Kwoniella botswanensis, 519 nucleotides long. RefSeq lists its product as uncharacterized. NCBI's taxonomy places the organism in Eukaryota, Fungi, Basidiomycota, Tremellomycetes, Tremellales, Cryptococcaceae. The coding region runs from base 1 to 519 and encodes 172 amino acids. The transcript has 2 exons. The record is from RefSeq and is a predicted model, not a curated record.